GAACAAGACUGGGUAGUAAUUGAUGAUUUCGACACAGUACAAAUAGAAGUGUGGCGCACCAACCUAAUUUGUUCCCUACAGAAUAAACAUUCCGCUAGUAGUGUGAGUCUUUAUAUAUUCGCUUCUUCCAUCGCUAUCGUCUCCUCACCGGCAGUUGAUACUUUUGAGGGGACAGAGCUCGAUACACGAUUUCGUUUCUUAGCCUACUCAACUUUUGGGUCUAAUUUGUUGACAAAAAUCGAUUAGAGUCUGUGUUUAAGGUAUAACGUGAGUACGACUACAUUCCUGUAUUUUGUGAGGAUGUUUUUCAUGUCAGAGAAAGGACAAGUUUUCGUGACAUUUUGGCUCAGAAAGGCAGCACCAGUGGCACUUUCUGAAGCCGGGCGGGGGGGGCGUCACGGUGGAUUUGAGGCUAGUGCCCCUUCUUUGGCGAGGAUGUGCGCCAAAAGCUGAGAACUUGAAGCCACCGCGCAUUUUCUUGUUCGCUUGGCCAUCGUGUCCGGGUUCUUGUCCGUGUGCCCCCGCAGACACCGGGCACUUUAUGGAUUCCGUGUGCUCGGUGACACGGCAAACACGAACAUGGUGGAUUAAGAUCCUUUCCAACCUUUACGCACGACACCGUUUAGCAAUCAGUGAUGUUACUCAGGGUGUGUGCCAGGUGAAGCUUUGUCGCCAGAUCUCUAAACACACACACACACACUCACACUCCGCUAUUCAUUCCGACCACAGAAGAAUGACUGUAUUCCACCGACUGCUGCGCGGGCGCUUGCACCCAUGGAAGCUUGCCGUCGUGGCCCUGGUGUUCGUGACGUUUCUGUUCCUGAUGCAGAGAGAGGUGGUCAGUCAGAGCCCCCAAGAGGAGCCCUGGAUUCGCGGGAUUGUGGGGAAACAGGACGCCGUACUGGGGAUGGUCAUGGGGGCCGUGAAGAACUUCAGGGACUCCAUGCCAAAGAUGCAGAUCCGCGCCCCGGUGAGGAGGCAGGGGGGCGGGGCGAGCCAGCCCUGCCUGCCCGGCUCCUACACGGCUGCGGAGCUGAUGCCCGCCCUGGAUAGGCCGCCGCAGAACCCCAGCGCCCCCGGGGCGGCUGGGAAGGCCUUCCAUACGGAGAACCUCAGCCCAGCCGAGCAGAAGGAGAAAGACAGGGGCGAAGAGAAGCACUGCUUUAACCUCUAUGCCAGCGACCGCAUUUCACUCAGUCGGGACCUCGGCCCAGACACCAGACCGCCAGAAUGUAUAGAGCAGACAUUCCGGCGCUGUCCGCCCCUGCCAACCACAAGCGUGAUCAUCGUGUUCCACAACGAGGCGUGGAGCACGUUAUUGCGCACGGUCUACAGUGUGCUCCACACUUCUCCAGCUCUCCUGCUCAUUGAGAUCAUCCUGGUGGACGACGCCAGCACAGACGAGCGUCUGAGAGGAGAACUGGAGGAGCAUCUGAAGCAGCUCCACGUCGUGCGCGUGGUGCGGCAGCUGGAAAGGAAAGGCCUCAUCACCGCACGCCUGCUGGGAGCCUCGGUCGCCACCGGCGACACCCUCACCUUCCUGGACGCCCACUGUGAGUGCUUCCACGGUUGGCUGGAGCCUCUGCUGGCCCGGAUAGCAGAGAACUACACAGCAGUGGUCAGCCCAGACAUCACCACCAUCGACCUGAACACGUUUGAGUUCAUGAAGCCCUCCCCAUAUGGCCAGAACCACAACCGGGGCAAUUUUGACUGGGGCCUGUCGUUUGGCUGGGAAAUACUGCCUGAACACGAGAAACAGAGACGCAAAGAUGAGACCUACCCUAUUAAAACACCAGCGUUUGCUGGAGGCCUGUUUUCCAUCUCUAAAGAUUAUUUCUACCACAUGGGGAGCUACGACGAGGAGAUGGAGAUCUGGGGUGGAGAGAACAUUGAAAUGUCCUUCAGGGUGUGGCAGUGUGGUGGGCAGCUGGAGAUCAUCCCCUGCUCCGUCGUGGGCCACGUGUUUCGCACCAAGAGCCCUCACUCCUUCCCCAAGGGCACGCGGGUGAUCGCGCGCAACCAGGUGCGCCUGGCCGAGGUCUGGAUGGACGACUACAAGGAGAUCUUCUAUCGCAGGAACCAGCAGGCCGCCCAGAUGGCCAAAGAGAGAUCGUUCGGAGAUGUCUCCAAGCGUGUGGACCUCCGGGAGAAGCUGCAGUGUAAGAGCUUCUCCUGGUAUUUAAAGAACGUAUAUCCAGAGGCCUUCAUGCCUGAUCUCAACCCACUGCACUUUGGUGCGAUAAAGAACUUGGGGAAGGACUCGUGUCUGGAUGCUGGUGAGAACAACGAGGGUGGGAAGGCGCUAAUCAUGUAUCCGUGCCAUGGAAUGGGUGGCAACCAGUAUUUCGAGUACUCGACACACCACGAAAUCCGACACAACAUUCAGAAAGAGCUUUGCCUGCACGGGGCCGACGGAGCGGUGAAGCUGGAGGAAUGCCAGUAUAAAGGCCACAACACUUUCACCGGAGUCGAGCAGAAAUGGGAGCUUCAGGAGGAUCGGAUGUUUUAUAACCAGGGCUUGAAGCUGUGUCUGAGUGCCCGCUUUGAAAACCCCUCUCUGGUCUCCUGCAACCCAGGAGACAAAUACCAGCUCUGGGUCUUCACCUGAGGGUACAGCUGAGUCACAUCCCCAUGUGUACACACACACACACACACUCAGUGCGCACACACACACGUGUGCAAACAGCACUACACACUACAUUCUACAGACACUGAACUUCUUUACAAGAGAACCUUUUUAAUUUAUUUUUAUAUGUGUAAUUACUGCUGCUGGAAAAGAUUGGAAUGAGUGAAGAAGUAAAGAUGUGCUCGUACACAAACAACAAGGCACCUUCAGGAAGGAUACUGAAGAUGUACGGUGAAGGACAACAUGAAGAUUUCUGGACUUUGACUUCCUUUUUUUUCUCUCCUCACCGUUGUUGGAAAGGCUGUUGCAACUGGCUGACACAAAUCCUCAAAUGAAUAGAGGCCUUGAAAAAGUUUGUCUUCUAAAGUACCAUCCACAUUUUAAUGCACCAAAGACUUCAGUAUUUAUAAUCCCUCAAUUAAGUAGUACAAUACUACC
Messenger RNA from Electrophorus electricus (electric eel), 3064 nucleotides. It is a transcript of the gene galnt3, whose product is annotated as UDP-N-acetyl-alpha-D-galactosamine:polypeptide N-acetylgalactosaminyltransferase 3 (GalNAc-T3). The record is from RefSeq and is a predicted model, not a curated record. Gene Ontology annotation, biological process: protein O-linked glycosylation. Lineage: Eukaryota; Metazoa; Chordata; Actinopteri; Gymnotiformes; Gymnotidae. Gene Ontology annotation, molecular function: polypeptide N-acetylgalactosaminyltransferase activity. Gene Ontology annotation, cellular component: Golgi apparatus.